Guyanagaster necrorhizus is the source of this 297-nucleotide messenger RNA. RefSeq lists its product as uncharacterized. Bases 1 to 297 code for a protein of 98 amino acids. NCBI's taxonomy places the organism in Eukaryota, Fungi, Basidiomycota, Agaricomycetes, Agaricales, Physalacriaceae. Gene Ontology annotation, molecular function: structural constituent of ribosome. The record is from RefSeq and is a predicted model, not a curated record. Gene Ontology annotation, cellular component: ribosome; cytosolic small ribosomal subunit. The transcript has 2 exons. Gene Ontology annotation, biological process: ribosomal small subunit assembly; translation; maturation of SSU-rRNA.
AUGGUGAGUAUUUCGUCGCUUUCUGUUGCCAUUUGCUUUACUGAUGAUGCUACUCAGGACUCCUCAAAGGCCCCCGUCAAACUGGCAAAAGUUAUCAAAGUCCUAGGCAGGACUGGCUCGCGGGGAGGUGUUACUCAAGUCCGAGUAGAAUUCAUGGACGACACAUCACGGUCUAUCAUACGAAACGUCAAGGGACCCGUGAGAGAGCAGGACAUUCUGGCUUUACUCGAGAGUGAACGUGAAGCUCGGUACGUCUAUCUCUUUUCGCUAAACAUUCGGUUAUUCAUUUCCCUGUAG